This is a messenger RNA of Colossoma macropomum (tambaqui), 1061 nucleotides long. RefSeq names its product apolipoprotein Ea (gene apoea). Gene Ontology annotation, cellular component: extracellular region; intermediate-density lipoprotein particle. The transcript is spliced from 5 exons. NCBI's taxonomy places the organism in Eukaryota, Metazoa, Chordata, Actinopteri, Characiformes, Serrasalmidae. Gene Ontology annotation, molecular function: lipid binding. Gene Ontology annotation, biological process: lipoprotein catabolic process; regulation of amyloid-beta clearance; positive regulation of nitric-oxide synthase activity. The record is from RefSeq and is a predicted model, not a curated record. The coding region runs from base 92 to 907 and encodes 271 amino acids.
UCCAUGUCAUAUAAAUACCAGCCAGUCCCAAAGCCCUGCCACAGAUACUCCAGUCUUCGGCCCAGUGAGGUGUGCUCUCUGGUGGAUAAUCAUGAAGUUUGUGGCUGUAAUCCUCGCGCUGUCAGUCAUCUCAGGCUGCCAAGGGCGCUUCCUGUUUCAGGAUGAGCCCAAAGAACGCUGGGAGGUGAUGGUGGAUAAGUUUUGGGAGUAUGUGGCUGACCUGAGCUCCAAGGCUGAGGAGAUGAGGGAGAACAUUAAGAGCACCCAGCUUGUCAGAGAACUGGACACACUGAUCAGUGACAGCAUGGCAGAGCUGCAGAUGUACAGUGAUGACAUGCAGUCCAAGCUGACCCCUUACGCUCAGCAGACCGCCGAGAAAUUCCAUGAAGAUCUUCAGCUGCUGGCCAGUAAACUCCAGACGCAUAUGGUAGAUGCCAAAGAACGCAUGGCUGAAUACAGCCAGGAGCUCCAGACCAUGGUGGAGCAGAAUGCAGAGGACGUCAAAAACAGAGUCAACGCUUAUGUCCGCAAGCUGAAGAAACGCCUGAACAAGGACACCCAGGAGAUCAACAAGAAAAUGGCAACAUACUUUGAGGAGGUCCAGGCUCGUGCUGCUCAGGGCAUGGAGGAUGUGAAAGAUCGCCUGGCACCCUACUUUGACGUAGUUCGCCAAAAUGCUGAAGAUAAGGCCAAAAGCCUCACAGAGCUGCUGAAGACCCAGGCUGAAGAACUAAAGGAGAAACUGGAAUCUCGCCUGGAGGAUCUACGAGAACACAUUGAGAAGACCAAAGAGAAUCUGCGUGCCAGUUUCCAGGAUAAAAUCGAGGAGGUGCAAAACUGGUAUCAGCAAAUUGCCACCCAAGUUGAAGAGAAGAUCCAGACCAUCGUAGAAACCUUUAAACCCUAAGAAACAAGCUGGAACAAGGUGGAUAGAAAAUGGACAGAAAACAAUGAAUAUGCUCUGUAAAAACUAUGAAUAAGUAAACAGCUUCAAAUUAGGCCUACUAAUGCAAUGGAUCACAACAUCUGCUGGACAGUUUCUGUCACAUAUUUUGGAUCAG